AUCGAGCGCCAUAGACAGGGAGGAGAGGGAGUAGAGAGGAUAUUGAAGAUGGUGGCGACUUGUACCUCAUUAAUUCCUCCUCCUCCUCUAUCUCUUCGUCGUCGUAGUCGUCUCCGACAAUCAGUCGCCGCCGCCGGCAGACUAAUUACGCCGUCGUCGUCUUCGUCAUUUCCUUCAUCAUACAACGGAACAAGUUAUACUACAUGGACCUGCAGCAGCAGCAGCAGGAGGAAGGAGAAGUUAUACACGGUUACCACGCCGUCUAACAAUCCGACGACGUUGACAACGGAAACGAAUCUUUCAGCAUCGGAAGUAGUUAGAAGCUUCUACGAAGGAAUCAAUCACCGUGAUUUGUCUUCCGUUGAGGACCUCAUCGCCUUCGAUUGCGUCUACGAAGACCUUAUAUUUGCUCAACCAUUCGUCGGUCGAAAGGCAAUCCUGGAAUUCUUCGAGAAGUUUAUUGAUUCAAUCAGUAGUGAUCUUGUAUUUGUGAUUGAUGAUAUAUCUCAACAAGAUAACUCAGCUGUUGGCGUCACAUGGCAUUUAGAGUGGAAGGGAAGGUCUUUUCCUUUCAGCAAAGGAUGCAGUUUUUAUCGAUUGGAUCACAUCAAUGGAGGAAACCUACAAAUUAUUUAUGGGAGAGACUGUGUUGAACCUGCAAUCAAGCCUGGGGAAUUUGCUUUGAUUGCCAUCAGUGGUGUUACCUGGCUUCUUCAGAAGUUUCCACAGCUUGCAGACAGGUUAUGAUA
Molecule: messenger RNA, 749 nt
Organism: Impatiens glandulifera
Lineage: Eukaryota; Viridiplantae; Streptophyta; Magnoliopsida; Ericales; Balsaminaceae
Exons: 5
Coding region: 49-747 (232 amino acids)
Source: RefSeq, a predicted model, not a curated record